Penicillium manginii is the source of this 705-nucleotide messenger RNA. RefSeq lists its product as uncharacterized. Bases 1 to 705 code for a protein of 234 amino acids. Gene Ontology annotation, molecular function: hydrolase activity. The transcript has 5 exons. The record is from RefSeq and is a predicted model, not a curated record. Lineage: Eukaryota; Fungi; Ascomycota; Eurotiomycetes; Eurotiales; Aspergillaceae.
AUGUUCACCUGGAAGUUCUCAAAGGCUCUCCUUGGUCUUUCUUUGGUUGGACUGAUCCAGGAAGCUUACGCGCAAACUGUCCCGUCGAAAGACUGUGCCUCCGGCGUCCAUGCCAUCAUUUCCAGGGGACAGGGUCCUGGUGACGAUUUGAGUGUGAUGAAGGCCUUGUCUGACAAAAUUAUCGACCAAAUUCCCGGAUCAACGACUCUUGGGUUCCCCUUUGACCAUGACCCCGAAGACAAGUUCAUGGCAGUCCACUCUGGGGCUCUGAUGUUGCAGCACUAUGUUGCGGAUUAUGUGAAAAGCUGCCCGAAAUCCAAACUGGCUCUUGUCGGAUAUUCUCUGGGUGCUGUGCUUACCAUGGAAGCGCUUUGCGGAACUAGCUCUCUUCUGUUGAUCCCAGUCCCGCCUCUUGACCCAUCAUACAACACGAGUGUUAUUGCGAAUAUUGUUUACGGCGAUGAAACAUUCGUUCCCUUCCAACCUUGGAAUACCGGAAAUUGCUCGGUUGGCCUUGGAAUCUUCCCGCGCCUAAAUCCUUCGACAUGUGAUCCGUUCGCAAGCUCAUUGCAUAGCUAUUGUGACUAUGGUGAUAACCAGUGUUGCGCACCACUCCCCGACGAUGACAAUCUCGCACAUCACACCUAUAUGAGGAAGUACGAUCAAGAUGUGGUUGAUUUCAUCAAACGCCGAUUAGACUCUUGA